This is a messenger RNA of Andrographis paniculata, 2604 nucleotides long. Its product is annotated as serrate RNA effector molecule-like. The record is from RefSeq and is a predicted model, not a curated record. NCBI's taxonomy places the organism in Eukaryota, Viridiplantae, Streptophyta, Magnoliopsida, Lamiales, Acanthaceae. The transcript is spliced from 12 exons. Gene Ontology annotation, cellular component: nuclear body. Gene Ontology annotation, biological process: mRNA processing; primary miRNA processing. The coding region runs from base 95 to 2353 and encodes 752 amino acids.
UUCCAAUCCUCCGAAACCCCCCGCUCUUGCUGUCCACAGUCGUCUCUUCCGCUAGCCCGGCAAUUAGGGUUUCUCCUUAAUCGAAUCGCCGACGAUGGCCGAGGACACGAACGCCGCCACCGGAGAGAAUCUUGACCGUCCGGAGGAUACAAACGACACUACUGACCCUAACACCGAAGUUAAGCCCUCCGAUACUGCCCCCGAUGGCGCUGUCCCCGAUAUCAAGUCAUCUUCGCCCCCUCCCCCGCCUCCGCCGACAACGCGUCGAGGCAUCCGGGACCGUGAACGGGACUCGAGAGAACGGCGUGAUGACCGCGAUGUUGAUAGGCCGCCACGCCGCGAAUACUACGACCGCAAUCGAUCACCUCCGCCGCCGGCGCCGCGAGAAAGGGAUUUUCAUAAGCGAGGUAGGCUGAGCCCUAGUCCUCCUCCGAUGGCUUACCGAGACCGGCGCGGAGGCCCGCAUUCUCCCCCUCCGAGAAGAUCUCCUCCUUUCCCUCCGUAUAAGAGAAGGAGAGGGAGUCCCAGAGGAGGAUAUGCACCAGGCGACCGAAGGCCUGGAUAUGAUUAUCCCCGUGUGUAUGAACGUGAGAUGGGGGGGAGACUGGGUUAUCAUGAUGAAAGACCUCAUGGUAGAUUUAUGGGGCAUUCACAUGGCGGCUACCAAGGUGGUCCAUCAGAUUGGGAGUUGGGUCAUGGUGGUUUUCCUGAUGCUUCCAGUGUUGGUAGACCUCAAAGGGAAGGAAUGAUGUCUUAUAAGCAGUUUAUUCAGGAGCUCGAAGAUGACAUCUUGCCAGCUGAAGCUGAACGCAGAUAUCAAGAGUACAGGACAGAGUACAUAACAACCAUGAAAAGAACUUACUUCAACGCACACAAGGAAGAAGAAAGGUUAAAAGACAAAUAUCACCCAACAAACUUACAGGCCGUAACAGAGCGGAGGAAUACACUUGUGAGGAAAUUGGCAAAGGAUUUCCAGCUUGAUCUGCAGAAUGGGACUUUGGAUGUAGGUCCUAGUUUUAACCCCAGCAAAGCAGACAAAUCCAACGAGCAUAAAUCUGAUGCUGAAGCUGAAGUUGAUGUAGGUGGCAAAAGAAAGUGGCAUGGUCGGGGUCCCAAACAAUCUGAUCCUUCAUCUGCUCCAAAGGCUCAACCUGUGUUUUCCGAGCCCAGACGAAUUCCAGUUGACAUUGAGCAAGCACAGGCUCUUGUACAGAAACUUGACUUUGAGAAAGGGAUUGAGGAUAAUGUUCUAUGUCGUGUUGAUAAUGAUAGAUCGAUCCGAGAUAAGUCUCAUAGUAGUUCAAGUGGUCCGGUCAUAAUCAUACGAGGUUUAAAUGCAAUUAAAGGUCUUGAGGGGAUGGAGCUUUUGGACACCCUUCUUACAUAUCUCUGGCGCAUUCAUGGAGUUGAUUAUUAUGGGUUGGUUGAAACGAAUGAGGCUAAGGGCAUGAGGCAUGUUAGAGCCAACGGGAAGAAUUCUGAUACGGCUGGUAAUGGGAAUGAUUGGGAGAAGAAAUUAGAUACCCGAUGGCAAGAGAGGCUGAACGGUUCUGAUCCUCUUGAGAAAAUGAUUUCCAAGGAGAAGAUAGAUGCUGCAGCCGUUGAAGCUUUGGAUCCCUAUGUCCGGAAAAUUAGGGAUGAGAAGUAUGGUUGGAAAUAUGGGUGUGGGGCAAAAGGUUGUACGAAGCUCUUCCAUGCUGCAGAGUUUGUUCACAAGCAUUUAAAGCUGAAACACCCGGAUCUUGUGCUGGAACUCACUUCGAAAGUGCGUGAGGAGUUGUAUUUUGAAAACUACAUGAAUGAUGAAGCUGCUCCUGGAGGGACGCCGGUAAUGCAGCCAUCUUUUGUGAAGGACAAGCCUCAAAGACGUAGGUCUGCGCUGGAAGGUAGGCUUAGAGAUGACAGAGGAAACCGCAGAGAACGUGAUAACCGUGCAAAUGGCAAUGAACGACCUGAUCAAUCAGAGGAUCCUCAAUCGGGGGAAUUUGCUGAUGGUGAUGGUGGUUCUGAAGAGCCAUUAUUUGACAAUUUUGGCGGUCCAGGCCCGGGCAUUCCAAUUGCUCCGUUUCCUUCAGAUAUGCCUCCUGUGUUGAUGCCAGUUCCUGGAGCUGGCCCGCUAGGACCAUUUGUUCCAGCACCUCCCGAAAUUGCGAUGCAAAUGUUGCGGGAACAAGGAGGCCCUUCCCCUUUCGAAGGAGGAGGCAGGAAUGGGAUGACUGGAGGACCUCCUCCCCCGAUGAUUACAAUGGCGCCGCCGCCAGCGCAUCGGCAGGAUCCUCGUAGCUUGAGAAGGUACAACGAUUUGGAUGCCCCGGACGAUGAAGUGACCGUUAUAGAUUACAGGAGUUUAUAAAUGAAAUGGGAUUGAUUUAUGCAGGAGUGAGUGAUUGAGUGGUAAGUAACUAUCUUGUCUCAAUCUUACUCGGAUAACAAUAAUUAAUUUUAGUGUGGGAAUGAAAUAGUAGAUAUAUUACUAUGUAUUAAAAAAAAGAACAGGUAUGCCAUCUUCCUUCUCUAUUGUUAUAUAGUAGAGGAUACUACAUUAAAUAUACCAAGGGCAUUUAAAUUUUCAAAGUAAAUAAUAAUAAUGUUUAUGUUAUUGCU